AUGGAGGAGUUGAACCAGGCGCUGGCUUCCAGCUUCGCAGUGUCUCAGGACCUAAACAGCACAGCAGCCCCUCACCCCCGACUGGCACAGUACAAGUCCAAGUACAGUUCCUUGGAGCAGGCAGAGAGGAGACGUCGGCUCCUGGAACUUCAGAAAUCUAAGAGAUUGGACUAUGUGAACCAUGCCAGGAGACUGGCAGAGGAUGACUGGACUGGAGCUGAGAGGGAGGAGGAAAGUGAAGAUGCAGGCAAUGAGGAUAUGGACGUUGACAAGAAGUUGCCAAAGCGCUAUGCUAACCAACUAAUGCUUUCUGAGUGGCUGAUUGAUGUCCCCCCAGAUCUGGAACAAGAAUGGAUCCUGGUGAUGUGUCCCAUGGGGAAAAGGGCACUGAUUGUGGCAUCCAGGGGCUCCACUGCAGCUUACACCAAGAGUGGAUUUUGUGUCAACAGGUUCCCCUCCCUCUUGCCAGGGGGAAACAGGCGCAAUUCAGCAACUGGGAAAGACUACACGAUCUUGGACUGUAUCUACAGCGAAGUGAACCAGACGUACUACAUCCUUGAUGUGAUGUGUUGGAGGGGGCAUCCUGUUUAUGACUGUCAGACAGAUUUCCGAUUCUACUGGCUUCAUUCUAAGAUACAAGAAGAGGAAGGGCUGGCAGAGAAAAGCAGAAUUAAUCCAUUUAAAUUUGUGGGCCUGCAGAGUUUCCCCUGCACCCCAGAGAGCCUAUGCAAGGUGCUGGCCAUGGACUUUCCCUUUGAGAUAGAUGGGCUCCUCUUCUACCACAAACAAACCCACUACAGCCCUGGCAGCACCCCACUGGUGGGCUGGCUCCGACCCUACAUGGUAUCAGACAUCCUUGGGAUGACUGUGCCAGCUAAUCCGCUAACUACCAAACCAGACUACGCCGGGCACCAGCUCCAGCAGAUCAUUGAGCAUAAGAAGAGUAAAAAGCUGGCAGGAGAGGAGGGAUGCUUGAGCUCCAAGGAGGUGGCUGAGAACGGACAUUAUGAGUUGGAACACUUGUCUACACCUCGUCCGGCAGAAUCUCCCAACAGCCAAGUUGAGACAGCAAGCCAGAUGGAGAGCUAGACUACUGUAAUGGGAUGGUUUUAUUGAGAGGGUGAGGGGCCACAGCGCAGCCUUCUCGUUUUCCAUUAUUGCUCAUACUGGCUGGGAGGAGGAUAAUGAUCAUUGGAUGGCUCUGUUUUAAGUGCCUUUAAGGGAAAUAGGUCAGCUUUAACGCAGUUUUUGCAAGGACUGUCACUUCUGUGGAGAUGCUAAGGAUUAGUCCUACCUGCUGAGGAAAUCUGCUCUUGGGAUUGCAGCCUGUGCCAAACUGCAUGGUUACUCAUUUAGAACCUGAUCCUGUUCCUAUUGAAGUCCAUGGCAAAACUCCAUUCUCAGAGCAGGAUUCAGACACUUCUUUGUAAACUGAACACCAAAUACCAGGCCUCAGACAAACCUUAUUAGGCUGAAAAUCGGGGGCAUUUCCACCUCCAAUCCAGUGGUUUGCACUUAAUACCCUUUCGAAGAAAGUUUUGUGGUCAGUCUGAUUCUAGUUUCAGAGGGUUGCACUAUAAGCCUAAAAUCUGAAGGCUGUGUUUGACACCCACAUGUUACUGAGAAACAGACUUUCCUUGCAUCAGAACAGGCCCCUGUAUCGAAAAAUGGCCGUGUGCAAAAAGAACUCAGCAUAAUUUUAUUCUCUGACCCUUUUUGCAAUAGGGGAAAUGCCCAAGUCAUGUUGAAUCUUUGUGGUUGAAUGUGCAGAAUAAAAUGUUUCA
Molecule: messenger RNA, 1784 nt
Organism: Emys orbicularis (European pond turtle)
Lineage: Eukaryota; Metazoa; Chordata; Testudines; Emydidae
Gene: SNUPN
Product: snurportin 1
Exons: 8
Coding region: 1-1089 (362 amino acids)
Biological process (GO): protein import into nucleus; snRNA import into nucleus
Cellular component (GO): cytoplasm; nucleus
Molecular function (GO): protein binding; nuclear import signal receptor activity
Source: RefSeq, a predicted model, not a curated record